Coffea arabica (coffee) is the source of this 1377-nucleotide messenger RNA. NCBI's taxonomy places the organism in Eukaryota, Viridiplantae, Streptophyta, Magnoliopsida, Gentianales, Rubiaceae. The record is from RefSeq and is a predicted model, not a curated record.
AUGCGGCUGAACCCAAAGAAAUGCACCUUCGGGGUUAGGUCUGGAAGGUUCCUAGGUUUCUUGGUCUCCCGAGAGGGAAUCCAGGCCAAUCCGGAUAAGGUCCAGGCCAUCAUGGACAUGGCCCCUCCGAGGAACAUAAAGGAGGUCCAGCGGCUCACGGAAAGGAUGGCCGCCUUGAAUAGAUUCCUCUCGCGUUCCGCGAUGAGGGAGCUAUCCUUCUUUCGAAUCUUGAAAGCGCCUAAGGACUUUCAGUGGAUUGAGGAGUGCCAGAAAGCCUUCACCGACCUGAAGGCAUACUUGGCUGAGCUGCCAAAUUUGACCGCCCCGGAGCAGGGGGAAACCCUGAUCCUAUACCUGUCCGCCUGCAACGAGGCUGUUAACGCGGUUUUGGUGGGGGAAGACAGGGGGGCUCAGAGGCCAAUAUAUUAUGUCAGCCGUGCUUUACAAGGGCCGGAAACGCGGUACACACUGGCAGAGAAAUUGGUCCUUGCCCUGGUGCACGCCGCCCGAAAACUCCGACCUUACUUCCAGGCCCACAGUAUUGUUGUCAUGACUGAUCAGCCCUUACGACAAAUACUCACAAAACCUGAGGUCUCGGGCAGGAUGACCAAAUGGGCCGUCGAACUAGCCGAGCAUGAUAUCGGCUAUCAGCCUCGCACCGCUAUCAAAGUUCAGGCCCUGGCGGACUUCCUUGCUGAAGGGGCCAGUUUGUCCGUGGCCGAGCCAAGCCCCUCGCGCGAGGAGGUACGGCCGGGGGAGCCGUGGGUACUGUUUAUGGACGGGGCCUCGAGCAAGGAAGGGAGUGGAGCCGGCCUACUGCUCACCUCACCCACCGGGGAAGAGCUGACCUACGCACUCAGGUUUGACUUCUCGGCAUCCAACAACGAGGCGGAAUACGAGGCCUUACUGACAGGAUUGCGGAUAGCCUACCAGAUGGGUAUAACUGCGAUCAAAGCCCGGAGUGACUCCCAGCUCGUAGUCCACCAAGUCCGCGGAGAGUAUGAGGCCAAGGAGGACAUCAUGAAAAAAUACUUGGCUAAGGUACGAGAAGCAAUAGCCCUGUUUGAUGUUUUUGAAAUCGAGCAGGUGCCGAGGUCACAGAACAAGCGCGCAGACGCUCUGUCAAAACUGGCGUCCUCCUCGUUUGCUCACCUGAACAAGGAAGACUUGGUGGAGGUAGUCAAGCAAAAAAGUAUCGACCAGGUCCAAGUCUUGGCUAUAAACAGCCCGGCCUCUUGGAUGGCUCCCCUCGUGGACUUCCUCUGCUCGGGUGUCCUCCCCGAGGACAAAAUCGAGACCCGACGACUCCAGCUUGUGGCUGCCAAGUAUGCCUACGCCGGGGGGACCCUCUACAGGAGGUCGUACUUGUCUCCCUGA